Melopsittacus undulatus (budgerigar) is the source of this 6677-nucleotide messenger RNA. RefSeq names its product Rho guanine nucleotide exchange factor 37 (gene ARHGEF37). The record is from RefSeq and is a predicted model, not a curated record. Gene Ontology annotation, cellular component: cytoplasm. Lineage: Eukaryota; Metazoa; Chordata; Aves; Psittaciformes; Psittaculidae. Gene Ontology annotation, molecular function: protein binding; guanyl-nucleotide exchange factor activity. The transcript has 12 exons. The coding region runs from base 1 to 2067 and encodes 688 amino acids.
AUGUCGAGUGACCCUGGGGCAGAGCCUGAUGCUGAGGAUGCAGCCGAGGCUGAAGAGGGUGUCUAUGAGGAGGUGAUGCCCUGUGACAGGAUGGAGCUGAGCCAGCGGCUGGCUGUGGAGGAGCUCAUCACCACUGAGGCCAGCUAUGUCCACAACCUCCAGCUCUGCAUGUCGGACAUCCGAGCACACCUCCAGAAGAAGCAGCUGCCUGACCUUGACCUGGAAGGACUCUUCUCUAACACUGAUGACAUCCUGCACAUGUCCAGACGGUUUCUGAAGGGUCUUGAGGACACAACCACGGCCACCAAUGAGCACGAGCAGCUGUUCUGCAUCAGCACACUGUUCCAGGAGUUCAAGGAGGAGAUGGAGACCACAUACAAGAUCUACUGUGCCAGCUAUGAGCAUGCCCUCCUGCUGGUGGAGAGCUACCGCAAGGACCCCAGGCUGCAGGAGGAGAUCCUGGACACUCUGAAUGUAACAGUGCCUCACACGGGUGCAUCGGACCUCAGCUUCUUCCUGGUGAUGCCAGUGCAGAGGGUCACCAAAUACCCGCUGCUGCUGGGGAAGAUCCUCGAGAACACCCCCCCCAACACCAGCGUGUACUCGGCGCUGGAGGCAGCCGUCUGUGCCAUGGCCCAGGUGAACACCAACAUCAAUGAGUACAAGCGGCGCAAGGAAGUGGCAACCAAAUACACCAAGGCCGAGCACCUGACGCUGCGGGACCGCUUCGCACGCCUCAACACGCACUCCAUCGCCAAGAAGACCUCUCGGCUGAGCCGGCUCUUCAUGCACGAGGCCGGCAUCGUGGCCAAGACUCAGGACAAGGAGUAUGAUGACCUGGAAGAGAAGUUCCAGUGUGUGGUGUCCAUCGUGACCACACUGAAGGAGAAUGUGGCAUCCUACCUGGGUCAUUUAGAGGCGUUCCUGUUGCCCACCCCACACCAGCACGACCUGGAGCUCACCGAGGGACCUCCGCAGCAGUACCGCCACUUUGCACAACACCUCCAUUGCACUGCUCUGCCAGAGUUUAAGCAGCGUCUGGACAAGCUGGUGUGCCAGCCCCUGGGCAGCCUCUCAGACAUGCUGGUGGGGCCGCAGCAGCUGGUGAAGAAGCGCCUGGACAAGCUGCUGGACUAUGAGGAGAUCCAGGAGCGGAGGAGCGAGAUGGGCAGUGUGACGUACGAGGAGGAGGCUGCCAUGAACACCUACCUCGCCAUCAACGCACUGCUCGUGGCUGAGCUGCCAACGUUCAACCAGGCUGCCCUGCAGCUCGUGGGGCAGAUCCUGCGCUCCCUCAGUGCCCUGCAGGGGGACUUGGCUGCCGAGGUCCUGCACCAGGCAGAAAAGGAGCUGGAGCAGAUGCCCCAUGGCCGCAUGCCCCUGCCCAGUUUCUGGAAGAUGGUGGAGGACGCCCUGCAGCAGUCUGGUGCUCAGCUUCAUGCUUUCCAACAGGCGUUUGACACGGUCACACCGAGCCCUGUGGUGCAGCCUCUGAACCCUGCUGAGGAGCGGAAGGUCCUUUCCCUUGUGAGCAAGCAUGGCCCAGACAAGCUCUACCAAGUGACAAGCAACAUCAGUGGCAGUAGAGACUUGGACCUGACCUUGCAAAGAGGGCAGGUUGUGGCUCUGCUGCAGAGUGUGGACACCAAGGGGAACACAAACAGAUGGCUGGUGGAUGCUGGAGGUCCCCGAGGGUUUGUGCCUGCUGGAAAGCUCCAGCCCUACUGCCCGACACAAAGCCAGCAGCCCGGGAUGGAGCUGCUGACUCUGGAGAGCGGCACAGAGAAAAGGAGACAUUCGUAUGCAUCACCUGCAGCUCCCAGGCCACAGGUGCCCACCUUCACCCCAACCCACCAGGUGGUUGCUGGCUUCUCCUUCGCAGCCAGGAGCCCACAGGAGGUGACCCUCCAGGCAGGGCAGCCCGUGGUGGUGCUGGAGCCGCACGACAAGAAGGGGAACAAGGAGUGGAGCCUGGUGGAGGUGAAUGGCCAGAGGGGCUACGUGCCCUCCAGCUACCUGGUGACCGUCCCCGUGCAGGAGCCCAUGGGCUGGAGCUUGCCUGUGUGAGCACCCAAGGGCAUGGGCUUCACUGGAUGAGAGCAGUCUGCCUGGCCCCUGAGGACUCGUCGAGGGACGCGCUGGAGCGGGGUGACCCUGAGCUGGGAGGAUGGUGGGAAGGAGCUGGCAGAAUAGGGCCCAGGGGACACAGGUGUGAGGGAUGGCAGCUGGGAGGCACUUUGUGAUGUGUAGGGGUGAGGGGGCCGUGUCCCAAGUGUGUUUGCACAAAGGGAAGCAGCACGAGGGAGUGAGGGCAGGUGGCUGCUGUUUACCAAGGGUUUGCUGGAAUCCGUGUCAGUGACAGGCCCCUUGGGAAGAAGAGACAACAUUGUCCUUGUCCCCAGAUAGGGCAGGAUGGAGCUGUAAAGGGUGCAGUGCUGCAGAGGGGCCUUCAGCCCAGUGGGGAGCAACUGAGGCUCUGGGAAAGGGGCUCCUGUGGCAGUGCUGGUGUGAGCGCAGAGACUGAGGUGGAGCAGCCCUAGAGACACAGCUCCUGCUCUUCACCAAGCUCUGCUCCUGCCUGGGUGCCCACCCCAAUGUGUCACAGUGGUCCCUUUGUCAGCACAGCCUUCACAUCCUGCUAUGAAGGGCACAGCAACGCCAGCCUGUGCCCAGCUGCACUGCCAGUGGUGGGAAGGUGACAGGCUGGGUCCCCCCAAGCCCUCCUGGCCACCAAGCAUCACUCAUGGCCUUGGUUUCCCACCACAGCCCCACUUGGAGCACUGUGUACAGUUGUGAUGUCCCCAAUGUAAGAAACACAUGGAGCUGCUGGAGCAAGUCCAGAGGAGAGCCAUGAGGAUGUCAGGGACUGCAGCACCUCCUGUAUGAAGACAGGCUGAGAAAGUUGGGGCUGUUCAGCCUGGAGAAGAGAAGGCUGCAUGGAGAGCUCAUAGCAGCCUUCCAGUAUCUGAAGGGGGCUACAAGGAUGCCAGAGAAGGACCCUUCAUCUGAACUGUAGCGAUAGGACAAAGAGUGAUGGGUUCAAACUUAAACGGGAGACUGAGGUUAGCUGUAAGGAAGUUAUUCCCCGUGAGGGUGCUGAGGCACUGGCACAGGGUGCCCAGAGAAGCUGUGGCUGCCCCAGCCCUGACAGUGUUCAAGGCCAGGCUGGAUGGGGCUUGGAGCAACCUGCUCUGGUGGAAGGUGUCCCUGCCUGUGGCAGGGGGUUGGGACUGGAUGAUCUUAAGGCUCUUUCCAGCCCAAACCAUUCUAUGAUGCUGCCGACUGAUUUGAGAGGCGCUUUGAGCAGUGGUGAUGAGAAGCGCUCCGUGCACCCCAGAUGCUGCUCGGUGACUGAUGCGCUGACACUGCAACAUCUCAGACCGUGGCUCUGCCGCACGGGGUUCGGGGCUCGGGCCUCGGCUGGGGACCGGUUGUGUGCCCGCACGGCCGCCAGGUGGCAGCACCGCUCACCCCCGGGGCCAGCGGAGGGGUUUGUGCGCUGCGCUCCUGCGGCUCUGGGGCUGUGCGCACCAGCGGAGUGACACGGGCCGUGUGGAGCAGCAUGGGCACUGCGAGAGGCUUCUGGGAGAACCAGCUUGUGUCAGUUCCUGAGCUAAGGCUCGGUGUGGGGAUGCAGGCAGCACCGCCUCCCACACUGCCUUAGGCGUCACAGCUCUGUGCCUCUGUUUCCCUAUGGCUCUCGCUGAUGCUGUGCUGUUACACGAUGCUGAUGGGGCUCAGGGCAGUGAGCUAUGUCUACGGUAGUGCUGACACGGUGUCAGAGGGAAAUUCGGGAGCUCCUUGUUGCAACUGUGCAGUCAGGGUGCCGUACUGCCCACCUCUCACUGCCCCCGGGCACUGGGGCAAGGAGGCACAGCUGGUGCAGCAGCCUGGCAUUGUCCUGCUGCCCUUGGGCUCCUAUGGAUUCCUGCAUCACAGGUGCCAUGGCCCGGCUGGCGAGUGCUGGCACGCCGGCUCCUGAGACCUUCCCACAAGGAAGCAGCAUGCCUGCUGCCCACGGGCCCUGUCCAUCAGCAGGGUGGCUGUGCUGGGGCUGCUGGAGCUCCAUGUCCUUGCCUGAGCUUGCACUGUGUGGGGAGGGGUAGGGUGGGUGCCAGGCAGGUAGGGACAGGCCCCUGGUGCUGCUCUGCUCUUGUUGUGCACCCCACAUGUGGGUCCAGGUGCCUGCUUUGGGCAGAGCUGCCUGUGGGGCUCACCCUCCUGCUGUGUCCUGGGGCUUUAUCUGCUGCCAGUUUGGUGCCUCUGCCCAGCUGGCAGCAAAGCCCCCAGCAAAUGUUCACCCAUGGUAAAUGUGGGAGGGGGCAGCAGUGCUGGAGCAGGGACAUUGCCUGGGAUGCUCCCAGCCUGGAUGGGCUCCUCGGGACAGGAAGACAGGCUGUGGGGAUGCAGGUGGCUGCGCAGGGGCUGUGUUUCUGAGGGUUGCACCUCCAGCUUGCUGUUGAUGGGUCCUGCAGGCUUUUCUGUUCCUGAUCAACCCACAUCAGGUCAGAUUUCCCCCCAGGUCACCUUCCUGCCUGCAUAGUGCAGGUGCAACCAUCCCUGCACCGGUGCAGAAGGCAGCAGCUGGAGCAGGUUCCGCUCCCCAGCUGCAGAUACCAGGGACCCUUCAGAGGGUGGAAGGUGACAAUGGGACAAGGAGAUCUGAGAAACUGCUGCUGCCUGAGCCCUGAUCUGCCUGCACGGAGCAGGCAGGGAGCAGGCAGGAAUGACAGGUGACUUAUAAAACCGGUUGUGUGCUCUCUAUCCCGCUCAUCAGGGCUCUGGAUUUCAUGUGUUCUGGAACAGCAGCUCCCUUUUCCCUCCCUGCAGACAUGAUCAGUGCUGCCAGUGUGGCCAGAAGGAGGUCUUUGCCCUGCCUGCAGCAGGCACGGGGGGUACAGGCUAUAGUGAGGUGUCUCAGACCCCCACUCCUCUCCUGGGACAGGCUCUACCUGACACACGUCCAUCUGCCAGCGCUUGCAGGGGCUGACAGGCAUGAAGGGCAGGGUGGGAACAGCCCAUGCACAUCCACCAGGAGAUGGAUGGGAGCCACACACCAGGCUCUGCAGGAGGUGGCAGCACACUGGGACACGCUGCUUGUGUCAGGCUCCGGCCGGCUGCCCAGCGCUAGAUAACGUGGUUGUGCUCCAAGCUGGGUGCAGCCGAGGUGCCAAGAGGCUCUGUAGUGCAGUGAUGAGCCCAGCAGUGGUGGCACUGGUGUCCUGCCUACCAUGGGGUCCCCACUAGGAAGAGGGAAAUGAGCUCAUGUGGCUCCUUUAGUCUUUGGACCUGAAGGGAUGAGCUGGCCUCUGCUGUACCCACUGGUCCUGCUGCUGACCUCGAUGGUCGUGGGUCCUUCUCCUGGGGUAAAACCUCAGGACAUGGCCUAGUGCUUGGCUGCAGGACUUGGAAUGUCGAUAUCCCUCACUUCUCCCAUGAUUUCACCCAAUCCUGUUGCACCCACUGCUGCCCCACGCCUGGAAGUGCCUUCUUACCAGAGGGUAUGGGGCUCUUCCAGCCUAAACACGAGGGGGAUAAAGGGCACGAGUGUGCCUUUAAAUAGCUGGUGAGGACAGGCUCUCCCUGGAGGAAUGCUCUGGCUGGCCUGGUGGAACAUGCCUGUGGCCGGGGGCACGGGGGGACAGCCGGGCAGGGAUGGCUCCUUGCCAGCAGGUCAGGUCAAGGUGAGGUGUCAGGUGCCGCUGUACCGUGGCUUGGCAUGGGAGCGGAGCCGUGCGGGGGGUGGGAAUGCAUCCCAUGCUGAGGGCAUGGCAUGGCUGGGGCUGGUCUGUAGGGUGGGAGCAGAGCCAGGUGCUGCUGCCUGCACCCUGCCCAUCGACCUGCCCAUGGCCUGGCGAUGGCACAGCCUGGCUCCAGGAGCAGUGUGCCAGCAGCUCGGGUUGUCCAGGAGCGGCUCCUGCACUCCUGUCCCGGUGAUUCAUAUCCUGGACAUCAGGCACUUGGAUAGCAUCCACCUGCGGGUGUGAUAGAGCACGGCCGUGUCCCUGCGGUGCAGGGUGCCAGCCUGGCUGCGUGCGGAGAGCAGGAAGGUGGCAGCUCACACCCGGCUCUCCCCUGCCCUGCUGGGCAUGCUGGUCUGCAGGGACACGGCACCAGCCGUGGGCAGGGUGUGGAGCUGCAGAGCACAUCUCCAGAUAGACACACGUGGAUUGUGGGAGGAUGGAUGUGCUCUGGUGUCAGUGUGCCCAUUGGCUCUGCUGGGGCACCCAGGGCUGAGAGGAAUGUGCAAGAGAAGCUGCAAACCCAGAUCCCCUAUGCCCUCACUGCAGGGUGCCAGAAGGGGAAUAGGGAUGCAGCAGGGAUGCAGAGCGCAGGGAAGGAGGGGAUCGGGGACCCCAGCAGGAGCUGAAGGGCUCUGCCAGCCGAACAGACCUGUGCUUGCAGGCACGGUGCUCCAGUUCAACACCACUGUUCGCAAGAACCCGACCGUGCGUGUGAACAGCAUGGCCCAUGAGGAGCAGCCCUCGGCAGCCUGCCCUGCUCACUGUGCUGCCAGCCGUGAUCAGCGUGGUGCUGCAUGGCCUGAAGCAGGGCUGAGCCCCACUGAGAGCAGCCCUGGGGCUGCAGAGCAGACGCAGCAGUGUGAGCAGCAGUGCUCGCUCCAGGCUUGUGCAGCCGGCACCUGAAUUGUCUAAUAAAGUGUGAAAUUGCUUUCA